Molecule: messenger RNA, 2121 nt
Organism: Ceutorhynchus assimilis (cabbage seed weevil)
Lineage: Eukaryota; Metazoa; Arthropoda; Insecta; Coleoptera; Curculionidae
Source: the annotation of a GenBank genome assembly
ACAACAGCUGACAAUUGUCGAUAAUCCAGCUUUCAAUUUGUUUUGACGUUUAGUUGACGAAAUUAUGUGGACAUAGGUACACGUGAAAUUCAAGAAUAUUCUAUUCAGUGUGGUUUUAAAUGAAUUAAUUCCGAUCAGUGUUACGUACGAUUUUGUAAUGGCCAAUAAUUCAUCGUUCGACCGGCUUAAAGAACUAAAUUUGUCUCGCGAUGAAGUGAACCGACUUGGAGAAGCUUUGAAAAAAGAGGAAUUCCGAAAGCUUUUGCUUGAUUAUGUGGAGGAAAUCCAGGACCCAGCAAACCGGAAAAAAUAUGAGGACGAGGUAAAGCAAAUUGAGAGAGAACGAGGUCAGGAAGUCACGUUUUUACAUCCAACCCCAGGCUAUGUUGUAAAAACUAGCAUCAAUGGCAACCAAAAAGGCUUUAUCAAUAUUUGCUCUAACGAUCACAUAAAUAAACCUUCUUCUUCUGCAAACAUAAAAGACGGAGCCAGAGGUCUUCAAUGGUCCUUGCCUCACUCGCUAUCGCCUCCCCACGAAGACAUGGACAAUAAGGGCAACCGCUGUCAAGUCUUUGAUGUACUUUUUCACCCUGAGACUUUGCAUUUAGCCAGUAAAAAUCAGGAAUUUUGUUCUAUGGUCAAUAAUAUAGCGCUGACAGCCAUAGAAAAAAACUUCAAUGUUAUUUUGGACAAGAAGAAUCUAAAAUUCCCUAAAAUUAGCUUUAAGGGCAUGAAACGAGCAAGCCUACUGAGAAAACCUAGUAAAGACAAACCUCAAGAACACACAGCCGAACAACAAGAAUUCUAUGAUAAAAUUUACGCAGAAAUUGAUUCUAAACGCAACCUGAAAAGCCCCACUAAAAAAAAUCCAACAACAAGUAAUGACGAUAAUAAUUCAGUUUAUACUAAACCAAAAUACUUGAUAAAACACCGCUCUAGUAUAGAUAUGGCAAACUUUACCGAACAUAAAAAUGCAAAAAUAAAUGCAGCCAUCCCUGAAGAACUUGUUGUUGAAAUUAAUCUUCCCCUACUCAAAUGUUCUGCCGAUAUCGAUUUGGAUGUUACUGAGAAAACUGUCCAACUUGUUACUGAAAAACCUGCAAAGUAUAAAUUGGAUUUGACCCUGCCUUAUAAGGUGAAUGAAAUUAGUGGCAGUGCAAAAUUUGAUAAAGAUUCGAAAAAGUUGAUUAUUUCCUUGCCUGUUAAAAGGCAAUGUUUUUAUGAGGCUUAUAGUGAAAUUGAGAGUUGUGUUGAAGAAAAUGAUUUGACUGCUCCUGAGUCUGCCGAUGAUGAGAAUGACCUAUUAGAAUCAAGUGAUCCUAAUAGUUCCAGUUUUCUUCAUUCCGAUGAUAUGUAUCAUGUACCUGAAUUUACUUGUAACGUAUUCAAUGAUGUUGUUGCAUUUACGUUUCACAUCAAAAAUGUAGAUGAGAGUAGUGUCAGUAAAGUUACCUCAUCAACUUUUGUUAACGUGAAAUUCACCAGCGUCAGCUCCACUUAUUAUACCACUUGCUACUCAUUUUAUGUGAAAUUUCCCCAACACGAAAUUAUCGAAGAAGAUGUUAACAUUGAAACAUGGGACAAAAAUGUUGUUUUGCAAAUUCCAUUGAAGGCUAGUGAGAAGAAAUUUGUGUCGUAUUUGUAUGGUGGAAGUGAGUACGAUUUGAGCGAGAAAUUUAUUGAAGAACCUGCUGUUAUUUGCAAAGUUGCCGGGAAAAAUGGAAACCUACAAGAAACUAUUACUUGCCAUGAGUCAAGUGGCGAUGAGCCCAGCACCAGCAGUUUUUCACUAAACAAAAAGAUGUCAAGUGGAAGUUUAUCUGAAUCCAGCUUCAACGAUGAUCUGUGCUUUUCUCAUGAAAAUUAUGGCAUUGGCAAUAUCUACUGUGUUCCUGAAGAAGAUGAAGAGUUGGCUUGUAGUUUGAAGAAAACUGUCAGAUUUCCGCAUUGAUGAAGUAAGUUGGCAGUUGGAAUAAUCCUUUCGCGAAAUUAAACGCAAAUUAUUCUCAAUUCUCAAUAAUUGAUACUUUUAUUCAAAUGAGAAACAUUGUUGCAAUAAUAAAUUAUUAUACAUAUAUUGUUACUUAUUUUUUUGUAUGAAAUUAUUUGCAUAGAGACAGU